This is a messenger RNA of Prorocentrum cordatum, 2771 nucleotides long. The record is from the annotation of a GenBank genome assembly. Lineage: Eukaryota; Dinophyceae; Prorocentrales; Prorocentraceae.
CGAGACGUCGGAUCUCAGGGUGAGAGUGGCCCUCUGCCAGAGUGGCCCAUCUGGCGCGGGCGCGCUGGGGGUCCCCAGACGGCGGAGUGCCGUGCGGUGGCAGCGGCUUGCGCGCUCGGGGUUGGCAUCCCCGCGCCCCCCGCAGGCCAUGCACCAGGGGUCGGUCUUGCCCGGGUGCCGCUCUCUUCUGCGCGUGGCCGAUCCUCCGUGCCGCUCAACGACGAGAUCAUGGCGUGCAGCUCUUGGCAGGAAGUGCUCGGCCUCGCGGGUCGCAAGGUGGAGCUCAUGGACGAGCUCAACAUCGUCACCGCCCUCACCAGGACCGCGAGGCUGCACCGGGACGGGGACGGCGGGCGGACGCCGCUGGAGCGCGUGCGCGGCCACGAGGGUCUGUGCACCCUGCUGGAGCACGCCAGGCACUUUGCGGUGCGGUGCCGGCCGCAGCAGCUGGCCAACGCUGCCUGGUCGUGCGCCGUGCUGCUGUGCCAGGAUGCCCCGCUGCUGCAGAAGAUCUGCGGCCUGGCGGUCUCUCGGCUGGGCGGUUUCACGACGCAGAAUGUGGCGAACACCGUGUGGGCGCUGGGGACGCUCGGCUUUCACCACGAGGAGAUGCUGAGGGCCGCCCUGGGCUACGCGGAGGCAAACAUUCGUGACUUCACCCCGCAAGACCUCGGAAACACAUGCUGGGCCUUCGCGAGGCUUCAGCGCCAGUGCGAUUCGCUAUUUCAGCUCGUGGUUCGAGAGUCGCUGGUGCGACUGAACGACUUUCAGCCCCAGAAUAUGUCCAAUCUCGUUUGGGCGUGCGCGACGAUUCUCUACAAGGAUGAGGCUGCUAUGCACGUGCUGGCGACCCACGCGGCUGGCCGAGUAACGGAAUUUACGCCGCAAGAGCUCUCGAAUCUCACAUGGGGCAUGGCUACGCUCAACCUGAUGUGCGAGCCUUGGCUUAGCGCCAGUGGCGCGGAGAUGGCGGUCCGAUCCCGUGAGUGUUGUCCUCAGGACUUGUCCAACACUCUCUGGGCAUAUGGCACACUGAAGUACAAGUGCAACGACCACGUGCGAGCAAUGAAUUGGCAGGUGAUGAGGCUCAUCGAGCACUUUUCCCCCCAGGGAUUAUCGAAUGUUGCAUGGGGCCUGUCUGCGAUGGAGUACCGUGACCAGAUGGCACUGACAUGCAUUUGCGAGGAGGCGAUGCGCAGGCCCCUGGAGCAGAUGACGCCGCCCGAUGUGUCCACGCUGCUGUACAGCUGCGCAGUGCUGGCGUGGCUGCACGACGGCUUUCUGGCAUGGCUGCGGCGUGCCAUUCGCUAUCUGCUCCCAGUUUUUGCCACGCGAGACGUGGCAAACGUUUCGUGGGCUAUGGUUAUCCUGUCGCACCGCGACGACCACAUCUUCAGGCAGCUGAUGGCCAGGUCCCUGGAGAUGCUCCCUGACUUCAACGUCCAAGGACUGUGCAACAUCGCUUGGGCUUUCGUCCGCUUUGGCGUGGAAGUGCCAGCGGCGGUGGCGCUGGGCAUCGCAGAGCAGGCGGUGCGCAGGCGCCCCGAGCUGGCCGAGGAGCCCGGGGACGCAGUGCUGCUCAGCGAUGCCGUGUGCAGUGAGUGGCUGCAGCAUGUGCCAGCUCCCCUCUUUGAGGCGUGCGACGCCAUCGGUCGCGAGCACUUCGACAGACUGCUGCCGUUUCUCGCAGACAUGUCCAACAUCCCGAGCCUCGGCUGCGCGCGGGGGGAGGCCGAGCGGUAUCAGCAGCACAUCGAGGGCCUGAACUGCAUCCAGCUUGGGCGCCGGCUCACCGUGGAGCUGCUGCGGCGGCUGGGCAUGCUGGAGGACUCGCGUGAGGCCGCGGGCCAGCUGCGGUCGCUGCGCGAGCGGUGGCUCGCGGACGAGCUGGAGAGCGCGGACCCGACGGACGCCACAAUACGGCACAAGACCAUUGGAGCUUGGUCGCUGGCCUCCAGGUGCGGCUCCCAUGGCCCGGAGAUCGUGGCGAGCGGCAGCCCCAUGGGAGUCGACACCCGCUUCGUGUCCUGCGUCGUGGAGCACUCCCGCGCGAGCGACGCGGAGUUCCAGGUGCUCAACAGGGCGGCGGACCGCCUCCUGAGCGGCUUCGGCGCGGAGGGGGCAACCCUGCGGGUGGACGUGAGCGAGAUCCCGUGCCUGUCCUGCCUGGGCGCCUUCCGGCAGUUCCAGAAGGCCUUCCCUGGGGUGAACCUCUGCGCCUCCUUCAACAUCCGGAAGGUGUCCGACAUCUGCGACGACCGCUCCGCCGAGGCCCCGCCCGAGCCGCCGCGGCCGCCCCCGCGGGCGCACCUCGCCCCUCCGACGGUGCUGGCUCCGGACAACCGCGGCCGGCCGCCGCCCAGGGCUUCGCCAGCGCCCGCGCCCGACAAGCCGGCCAGGGCCGCCGUCGGCGCCUCGGCGGCGCAGGCGGCGGCGCAGGAUGCGACGCCGCCGCGCCCGGGAGCGCCAGCGCCAGACGGCGCCGGCGGCCACGCGGCGGACAGCGCCAGAGCUCGGGGCGCGCGCCUGGCGGCGGCGGAGGCGGAGCCGAUCGGGUCGGCCUCGCACCCGCUCGAGGUGGCUGGCGUGGAGGCGCUGGCCGGCCCUGGGGCGGCGGACGCCUGGAGUGGGGCGCGCACGGCGAAGCGGCCGCAGCAGCAGUCUUUCUACUGAUGCUGGGGCGGGGCGAGCGUCCUGGCGCAGACGUGGCAGCGUCGUGAAAACAUCACGGCGGGAGGUCCUUUUCGUUUGCUGCAGUGCUCGACCUCCUG